Phalaenopsis equestris is the source of this 840-nucleotide messenger RNA. Its product is annotated as deSI-like protein At4g17486. Bases 238 to 840 code for a protein of 200 amino acids. Lineage: Eukaryota; Viridiplantae; Streptophyta; Magnoliopsida; Asparagales; Orchidaceae. Gene Ontology annotation, biological process: protein deubiquitination. Gene Ontology annotation, molecular function: deubiquitinase activity. The transcript is spliced from 4 exons. The record is from RefSeq and is a predicted model, not a curated record.
CAGCAUUAAUAAUUAUUUUCAGGUAAUUCGAAUUGCGAGAGCCGUUGCGUCCGUGUUACGCCAACGUGCUACAACGCAACCCUUCGGUAAUCGGCUCCCUUUUCCCGCUCGGCGCCGCCCUUAGAGCUUGCCCGCUCGGUUCUUCUCUCUCCUUGGAGUUUCUCUCCUGCUCCUCAGACGAAACCCUAGAUUUCAGCUUGUUGAUCGUCGCCUGACUAGACAGACUAUUGAGGGUUCAUGGGGUCCUUUUUCUCCUCCGGAACAUCAGCCGAAGAAGAGCGCUGCAACGGGAUUCCGGUGAUCCUCAACGUCUACGAUCUCACCCCGUUGAACAAUUACUUGUACUGGUUCGGUCUAGGCAUCUUUCACUCCGGUAUUGAAGUUCACGGCUUAGAGUAUGGAUUCGGAGCUCUUGACUUACCAACAAGUGGUGUCUUUGAGACUGAACCCAGGAACUGUCCUGGUUUUGUAUACAGAGGCUCCAUUCUAUUAGGUUAUAUUAACACGUCACCCUUCGAUCUUAGAACAUUCAUGGAAUCCAUGGCUGCAGAAUACUAUGGGGAUACUUAUCACCUAAUCUCAAAAAACUGCAACCACUUUACCGACGAUUUAUGUUUCAGGUUGACAGGGCAGCAAAUUCCAGGAUGGAUCAACCGGCUUGCAAGAUUAGGUGCUAUUUGUAAUUGUCUUCUACCUGAAAGUCUGCGUCUGACCUCGCUUGAACAUGUACCGGAGUACCAUGUUUUCUCAUCAGAAGAUGGCUCAGAAUCUAUUCCCUUUAUCACCUCGCAUGAGCCAUUGGACGGCGAUGAUACGGAUAUCGAUAAGCAUCUUCUUUGA